Messenger RNA from Drosophila albomicans, 654 nucleotides. Its product is annotated as GATA zinc finger domain-containing protein 4-like. The coding region runs from base 1 to 654 and encodes 217 amino acids. The transcript has 4 exons. Lineage: Eukaryota; Metazoa; Arthropoda; Insecta; Diptera; Drosophilidae. The record is from RefSeq and is a predicted model, not a curated record.
AUGUCAGAGCUGCGUGACAGCGCCAACAAAAAGCUCAAGAAGAAGACGAUCGACAACGACAACAACAACAACAUUAAAACUCCAACAACAAACUGUAGCGACGACUUCAAUACCAACAUCACCAACAACCACACCAAAAAUCUCACCAACAACAUCACCAACAAUCUCACCAACAAUCUCACCAGCAACCACACCAACAAAAUCACCAAUAACAUCACCAACUCAAACAGCAGCAACAAUCUCACCAACAACAUCACCAACAACCACACCAACAAUCUCACCAACAAUCUCACCAACAACUACACCAACAACCACACCAACAACCACACCAACAACAUCAUCAACAACCACACCAACAAUCUCACCAACAACCACACCAACAACAUCACCAACAAUCUCACCAACAACAUCACCAACAAUCUUACCAACUCACUCAUACUCUCGAAUAACAAAAUCAGCAAUAACAGCAGCAACAAUCUCACCAACAACAUCACCAACAACAUCACCAACAACCACACCAACAACCACACCAACAAUCCCACCAACAACAUCCCCAGCAAUCUCAACUCAACUUUAAAAUCAACAAAAGAGCAUGGAGAAGAACACCAUGAAUACGAAAAGCAUCGCGAACAACGCCAACAAAUCAAUAAAUAA